AUGAGCAAGUGGCUGAAAGAAAGUAGAGGACAGCCAAUAACUGUUGCCAUCAAAGAAUACAACGAGGAUAUAGCAAAGGGUUCAAAACAAGGGGACGAACAGUUCCAAAAGGAAUUAAGUGCAGUGGAAAUUUCCAAGCAUUGCUUUGCAGUGACUGUACUAGGGUUUUGUAGUGACCAAAAAUACAAAGCACUUGUGUAUCCAUACAUGAAGAAAGGGGAUCUAAAAAAGUUACUUGAUAAUCACUCUCCUGACUUGACAUGGAAGGUCCGACUCCGCAUAUUACAUCAGAUCGCUCGUGUGAUGUGUCACUUUCAUAAUUCAUUUGCGUUAAGAAAAGGUGCAUCUUUUGUGCAUGGUGAUGUGAAAGCAGACAAUAUUUUUGUUGAUGAGCAUUUGAAUGCUUUUUUGGGAGAUUUUGGUGUAAUGGAAGAGCUGCCAGAUGGUAGAACAUCAAUAACACGGAAUCUGCAAGCACAUGCUAUGGGUUACAAAGAUCCUGAUGCUGUUAAACAAUUUUCUAAGUCUUCAGAUGUGUUCAUGUUUGGUGUAGUGAUGUUCCGCUGUAUUACCAGCUUACCAGCACAGCAAGGAACGGAACCACCUGAGUGUGAGUCACUGGCAUCUUCGAGACAGAGAGAUAUUGAGGAAAACUGUGGAGAUCUAUAUAAAAAAGUUGACAAAGUAAUAUUAAGAUUUUAA
This is a messenger RNA of Anneissia japonica, 702 nucleotides long. Its product is annotated as probable serine/threonine-protein kinase PBL28. Gene Ontology annotation, cellular component: plasma membrane. The record is from RefSeq and is a predicted model, not a curated record. NCBI's taxonomy places the organism in Eukaryota, Metazoa, Echinodermata, Crinoidea, Comatulida, Comatulidae. The transcript is spliced from 6 exons. The coding region runs from base 1 to 702 and encodes 233 amino acids. Gene Ontology annotation, molecular function: ATP binding; protein kinase activity. Gene Ontology annotation, biological process: protein phosphorylation.